UCCAGCGCAAGUAAUUCUGUUUACAACCAGAUCACACAAGGUUCAAAACAACACAAAACUGCCGUCUCGCUUUAUUUAGUCAGUUACCAGUUAGCAGAAAUGAAAUUGAGUACUUUAAAUACAAUUUUAACAAUCUCCAGUUUGAUAGGGCUAGGUCUGUCCAUUUAUGCCUACUAUGUAGGCUUGAAUUUGGAAGUGGACCCCCAAUACGAACCCUUGUGCGAUAUACAUUUUAGAAUAAGUUGUUCGAAACCAUUUAUGUCCCGAUAUGGGAAAGGAUUUGGGUUGUUUCCCAAGGACAGUAUAUUUUACAAACCCAACAGUUUGUUCGGCAUUUUCUAUUAUAGUUUAUUAACUAUUUUGGCUCAGACUAAUACAAAAUUCACGACAACGAUAUCAUUUAUAGCGAUACUCUUCUCGAACGUUGCUUCCUUAUGGUUCGCUUAUAUUUUGUAUUUCAAAUUGUUUGACUUAUGCCUCGUGUGUGCUGGAACUUAUGUCGUCAACUUCACAAACCUGUUGUCUGUUAACUUAAAAUUGAAAGAGGUGAACGACGCAAUUAUGAGAGAAAAGAAAAAGAAAAGGGAGUAGACAAUUUAUUGAUCAUAUAAAAUAAUAUAUUAUAAGUGUUUGUGUACGUGUAUUAUUGUUGUUAAGUUUUUAUUUAUUUUGUUGUACAAAUAAAUGUGUUCUUUUAAAUUAA
This is a messenger RNA of Aethina tumida (small hive beetle), 703 nucleotides long. RefSeq names its product vitamin K epoxide reductase complex subunit 1-like protein 1 (gene Vkor). The transcript is spliced from 3 exons. Gene Ontology annotation, biological process: peptidyl-glutamic acid carboxylation; vitamin K metabolic process. The record is from RefSeq and is a predicted model, not a curated record. Gene Ontology annotation, molecular function: vitamin-K-epoxide reductase (warfarin-sensitive) activity. NCBI's taxonomy places the organism in Eukaryota, Metazoa, Arthropoda, Insecta, Coleoptera, Nitidulidae. The coding region runs from base 100 to 591 and encodes 163 amino acids.